Messenger RNA from Strongylus vulgaris, 332 nucleotides. The record is from the annotation of a GenBank genome assembly. NCBI's taxonomy places the organism in Eukaryota, Metazoa, Nematoda, Chromadorea, Rhabditida, Strongylidae.
AUGUCUUGGAGCGUGAACGUGAAUGGUUUGCCAGCGGAGAACGACCUAAAAAUGACUAAGGAUGGCUCUUUACCUUCGUCGUCAUAUAACUCGCCUCGAAAUUCAAUUAUGGAUAUGGCUAAGCCAUAUAUGAAUCCUCGAGGUCUUAGCUGGUUCGUCACAGGUCUAUUCGUUGUUGGAGACCUGGCUGGUGGUGGAUUGGUGGCGUUACCGACGGCUAUGAUCCAAAAACUCGUCUCAUUAUGCAUUGAUAUCACCCAAUUUGGAAUUGCUGUUGUUUAUUUGCUAUUGUCUUCGAAGAACAUCCACGACAUGAUUAAGGUACGGUAAAA